Molecule: messenger RNA, 2647 nt
Organism: Notechis scutatus (mainland tiger snake)
Lineage: Eukaryota; Metazoa; Chordata; Lepidosauria; Squamata; Elapidae
Gene: SLC39A3
Product: solute carrier family 39 member 3
Biological process (GO): zinc ion transmembrane transport
Cellular component (GO): plasma membrane
Molecular function (GO): zinc ion transmembrane transporter activity
Source: RefSeq, a predicted model, not a curated record
GGGAGGCGCGUUCCGCCCGGCCGCCUUUCUCGCGCGCACCGAGGGCGGCCCUCCCUUCACCGUCGCCGUGACGUCACCGGCCGAGGCGGCGAGGAGUCGCCCUGAGCGGAGGGCCGCCGGAAGGCCGGGGAGGAGGAGGAGGCGGCGGCGGCGGCGUCCCGGGGGCCCUUGGGCGGAGGCUCCUCGGGGCUCCCUCAGCCGGCGGGCAUGGAGGUGGUGGCGGCGAAGGUGCUGUGCCUGGUGGGCACGCUGGCGCUGAUGCUGGCGGGCGCCCUGCUGCCGGUGAAGGUGCUGGAGGCGGACCCCGAGCGGGCGCAGCGAUCCCGGCGGGCCCUCGGCCUCUGCAACGCGCUCGGCGGCGGCGUCUUCUUGGCCACCUGCUUCAACGCGCUGCUCCCCGCCGUGCGCGAGAAGCUCCAGGAGGUUUUGAAACUGGGGAACGUGACCACCGAUUAUCCUCUGGCAGAGACCAUCAUGAUGCUGGGAUUCUUCACGACCGUCUUUGUGGAGCAGCUGGUCUUGACCUUCCGGAAGGAGAAGCCGUCCUUCAUUGACCUGGAGACCUUCAAUGCUGGCUCAGACGUGGGCAGCGACUCCGAGUACGAGAGCCCCUUCAUCGAGCCUUCCUGGGGUCACAGCCACCGGGCCGACCGUGGCCGCCACAGCCACGGGCUGGCCAUCUGCGAGCUCUCCCGUUCCAGCCCGCUGCGGCUCUUCAGCCUGGUCUUUGCCUUGUCCGCCCACUCCAUUUUUGAAGGCCUGGCCCUGGGCCUGCAGGAGGAGGGCGACAGAGUCAUGAGCCUCUUCCUGGGGGUGGCCAUCCACGAGACUCUGGUGGCCGUGGCCCUGGGGAUCAACAUGGCCAAAACCGGGCUGAAGAUCAAGGAGGCGUCCAAGCUGGCCGCUGCCGUCAGCCUGAUGAUCCCGCUGGGUAUUGGCAUUGGCAUGGGCAUUGAGAGCGCCCAGAACGUGGCCAGCAGCGUGGCCUCGGUCGUCCUGCAAGGAGUCGCCGGGGGCACCUUCCUCUUCGUCACCUUCUUUGAGAUCCUGGCCAAGGAGCUGGAGGACCAGAGCGACCGUCUGCUCAAAGUCCUCUUCCUGGUUCUGGGCUACGCAGCCCUGGCAGGCCUCGUUUUCUUUAAGUGGUGACAGGCCUUGUCCCGGGAAUGGGCCAGGGCUCUCCUUCGCCUGGCCGGAGGAGAGCCGGGGGGGGGGGGGCACCAAGAGGUGCACCGUUCUGAGCGCUGGCCUCUUCCCCGGCCAUUUCCUCCCUUCCGGGGGAGGGGGGGUAGCUGGGAAGACGGUGUCCUUUUCAGACAUAGAAGGCAACCUGGCACUGCGCUUGGUGGACCCACCGUGGCCUCGGACUGGCACAAGCGGUGAAUUGGGGGCGGGCUCUGACCUUUAACUGAAGGGUAAAGGCAAGUUUCCUGACCCCCCCCCCCCCCUCCCACCCCCUCUUCUCUUGGUGAAAUAUUUGCCUUGGCCAGGCACUGCCGGUUCAUUUCCUCCUCCCGCCAGGAGCUUAUUUGGCCCCUGGUGUGGCCAAGACUUCCGCUCCCUGGUGGGGAUUUUCCUGUGUUCUUGGUUUGGACCAACCCUUGGAAUUCAGGAAGGGGCUGAGCGCGCGGCUUGCUCGGUUCCUCCAGGCAGAGUUCCGCCUCUCGACUGAACCGCAAGGGGGCCGGUUGUCUGCUCACGUACUUCAGGGCACUUUUGUUUUAUGCCGCUUGAAGCUCCUUGCUUGAUCCUGGGCGCGAGUGUGAGAACGAGAGAGGCUCCUUCGCUGGGCCAGAUUUGAGCAACGUGGUUGAGGAACAAAGAUUUCCGGGUGCAUCUCGGCACCUUUGGGGUCUUUGGAAUGUGGCAGGGCUGAAAUCCUGGCUGGCUCCGCUCCCUGUGCCCGUCCGCAGCAGAGCCCACAAGAACUGCCAGCCGAGACCAGGCGGGCCCCCUCUGGCGACCUCGGGGGUGCAGCUUCUGCCGGCAGAAAGUUGGCCCGGUUGUAGGUCUGCCUUCCCGGCUUUUUGGCCAAGCUGUGAGUCCAGCCCCUCGAUCAAGGCCAGGCAAAGCAGCGAAGAGGCUGCUGAUCAGGCUGCUGGGGCUGUAGCUCAGGGACCUCUCCUCCUGCCCCACCCCAAGAACAGGCUUCCCUCCCCUUGGGCUCGGGAGAAGGGGUCCCCCCCCCUCCCCGUCUACGCCUGUACCUCCUUCCCCCCCAGACAGAGGUUAAUAGACCCAGGAAGCUGUGGGGGGAGAGGCAAUGGAGGACCACCGGCCCCCCUCCUGCUGGUCAUUUGGCUGAGGGGAUGCAGUGAAGGGAGGGGCGCCUCUUCUCUCCCCCCCCUCUGCUGCAGCUGGGACCCAAAAUGGCCGCUCCUGGCUGGCUGGGUGCAAGCGGGCAACUUCCUCCCCAAUUGUGGCAUCAGCCUGGCUGCUGGCAUCCUAAAGCCCUCAAGGCUGGCGGGGAGGAGGCCGCCUCGUGUGUGUGUGUGUGUGUGUGUGUGUGUGUGCGCGCGUGCUUGUUAUUUAUUGCAUUCCUGCUCUGGGAUAGGAUCGUUGGGUUGUUUUGUUACACUUACUACGUUAAUCUCCACUGUGCCGAACUAGCCGGCCUUUGUGGGCUGAAAUAAACCCCCUUUGUUGC